This is a messenger RNA of Echinops telfairi (small Madagascar hedgehog), 618 nucleotides long. RefSeq names its product claudin-6-like. Gene Ontology annotation, biological process: cell adhesion; bicellular tight junction assembly. Bases 1 to 618 code for a protein of 205 amino acids. The transcript has a single exon. Gene Ontology annotation, cellular component: plasma membrane; bicellular tight junction. Gene Ontology annotation, molecular function: structural molecule activity. The record is from RefSeq and is a predicted model, not a curated record. Lineage: Eukaryota; Metazoa; Chordata; Mammalia; Afrosoricida; Tenrecidae.
AUGGCCUCCGCUGGGAUGCAGAUCCUGGGCAUCAUCCUGACCAUCCUCGGCUGGGUGAAUGCCUUGGUGUCAUGUGCCCGGCCCACGUGGAAGGUGACCGCCUUUAUAGGCAGCACCAUCAUGGUGGCCCAGGUGAUGUGGGAGGGGCUGUGGAUGUCCUGUGUGGUGCAGAGUACAGGCCAGAUGCAGUGCAAGGUCUACGACUCCCUGCUGGCCCUGCCCCAGGACCUGCAGGCGGCCCGCACCCUCAGUGUGGUCUCCCUGCUGGUGGCACUGAUUGGCCUGCUGGUCUAUAUGGCCGGGGCCAAGUGCACUACCUGCGUGGAGGACAAGGACUUCAAGGCUCGCCUGGUGCUCACUUCUGGGAUCAUCUUUGUUGUCUCAGGAAUUCUGAUCCUCAUCCCCAUUAGCUGGACAGCCAACACCAUCAUCCAAAACUUCUACAAUCCCCUGGUGGCCGAGGCCCAGAAGCGGGAGCUGGGGGCCUCGCUCUACCUGGGCUGGGCUGCCUCUGGUCUUUUGUUGUUGGGGGGUGGGCUCCUGUGCUGCACAUGCCCCUCAAGGGGGUCCUGGGGCACCAACCAUUACAUGGCCCGCUAUACAGCAUCUCUUCCAUAA